AUGUCAAUCACACGGAAAGCGGUUAUCAUACUCAAAUCGCCGAGUACGGGCGACUUAACACUAGAUCCGUACUACAAGGCUUUAUCAGAACAUGAAUACGCUGUUCACUUCAUUCCGGUUCUCGAGGAUGCCUUCUGCAACGAAGAUGCUUUAGAUAAUACGUUGCUCGCUGGACCUUCAACCUUCUCCGGCGUCAUAAUCACCAGCGGUCGAGCAGUCAAAGCUUGGGAAUCAUCUGCUCGACGGUUGUCGGGCAACCGUCCCGAGUCUAUUUCACCGGGUCAGUUGUCAGGAUCUGCCGAUUACCUACGGUUUCUGAGGUUCUUCGGACCUGCAGGUUGGGAUCGAAUACCGUUCUAUGCAGUUGGGCGCAACACCGCUGAGCAGAUGCGGUCGAUGACUCAAGUACUCGGACUUCCUCCUUGUCUCUGUCCUGGACACAUAAUAGGAGAUGAGUCGACCGGGACUGGGGAGAAGCUUGCCCAUUUCAUCGUCAGAGAUAUGGCGAAGCGUGGCGAUUCCCAAAACCCACAUCGUUCACUGUUAUUCCUCACCGGCGACAAAGUAUCCAAUAAGGAAGACCUCGCUUGGGUGGCAUUCUUCUCUCCCUCCGGAGCCCGUACUGCUCUUCCAUCCCUGCGAUGUCGAUUCCAGCUAAAGACACUCGAUACGGAAAGCACGGACUGCACACUUCGACUGGCAGUCAUCGGUCCCACUACGGCGGCAUUCCUCAAGGACAAAUACCAGCUUGUAGUGGAUGCGAUGGCACUGAAACCGGAUCCGCACGCACUUGCGCAAGCCAUGUCAUGUUGCGAUCAUCUGUCGUCAAGUUGA
Dacryopinax primogenitus is the source of this 834-nucleotide messenger RNA. Its product is annotated as tetrapyrrole biosynthesis. The coding region runs from base 1 to 834 and encodes 277 amino acids. Gene Ontology annotation, biological process: uroporphyrinogen III biosynthetic process. Lineage: Eukaryota; Fungi; Basidiomycota; Dacrymycetes; Dacrymycetales; Dacrymycetaceae. The transcript has 2 exons. Gene Ontology annotation, molecular function: uroporphyrinogen-III synthase activity. The record is from RefSeq and is a predicted model, not a curated record.